UGGACGGAGGGCUCUGCGAUCCGCGUGCCCAGCGCUUUGCGAGCGGCGCUGAUCCGUGUGGUCGUGGAUGAGGCGAGGCAGCAGCUUGCGGAGGUUUUCUCGACGCUGCCGAUGGACGUGGCGACCUUCUACGAGUGCGUGCCGGCGCAGAUAUUUCUGGCGCCGCGCUUGCUGCGGGAUCGCUUCUGCAGGAUGUCCCAGCCAAUCGAGGCGACGCACUCGGUGGUGGCCAGUGCCGGGCACGGGCCACUCCAGUUCGGCGACGGUGCGCGCAGUCCCCCCCCGAGCGGGCCAUGGAGCUGCAUUGACGACGCCGUCGUGCGCGUGGAGGGCUCCAGAGCAGCAGUGGUCGCCUUCCGCCCGAAGGUCGCAUUGGUCUUGAAGGAGGAGAUGGACGAGCAGGAGCUGAUCUGCCCAACGAAGUCCGAGGUGCUGGCCUCGGACGCAGCCUCCGGCGCUGAG
Prorocentrum cordatum is the source of this 462-nucleotide messenger RNA. The record is from the annotation of a GenBank genome assembly. Lineage: Eukaryota; Dinophyceae; Prorocentrales; Prorocentraceae.